Cynocephalus volans (Philippine flying lemur) is the source of this 6088-nucleotide messenger RNA. RefSeq names its product phosphorylase kinase regulatory subunit alpha 1 (gene PHKA1). Gene Ontology annotation, molecular function: calmodulin binding. The coding region runs from base 415 to 3960 and encodes 1181 amino acids. The record is from RefSeq and is a predicted model, not a curated record. The transcript is spliced from 32 exons. Lineage: Eukaryota; Metazoa; Chordata; Mammalia; Dermoptera; Cynocephalidae. Gene Ontology annotation, biological process: glycogen metabolic process. Gene Ontology annotation, cellular component: phosphorylase kinase complex.
GCGUCUACUGCAAGGUGGAGGCAGUGUCGCGGCCGAUGACCUGCUGUCGGCGGCCCAGCCGUAGGCACUGGGUCCUGGCGGUCUCCGAGAGUUCAGCGGAGGGUGCAGGAGCCAUACGCGGAGGCAGGACAGGACUAAGGGUGGUAGCGAGCGGCGACGGGGGCCGUGCGACGGGGCCUUAGACCGCGGGAGGCCCGUGCUGGGGAGGGGGGGGGGGGCCUGAAGGUCGCCGGAGCCGGGAGCACUGCACGGGACCCGCCCGCCCCAGGCGCGAGCGGCUGGAGGGCUCUGCACGGCCUGGCACUCCAGCUUCCCACAGCGAGUGUGCAGCUGAGCUGGAGCCUAGUUCCUUAGGGACCGACGGACCCUGCUGAAGCCAGGGCUCUUUAUCUGGGAAGAUAGAAACGUGACGUGAUGAGGAGCCGGAGUAACUCAGGGGUCCGCCUGGAUGGCUAUGCUCGGCUAGUGCAUCAGACCAUCCUGUGCCAUCAGAAUCCAGUGACUGGCUUGCUUCCAGCCAGCUAUGAUCAGAAAGAUGCCUGGGUCCGAGAUAAUGUGUAUAGCAUCUUGGCCGUGUGGGGUUUGGGCCUGGCCUAUCGGAAGAAUGCAGACCGGGAUGAGGAUAAGGCAAAAGCAUAUGAACUAGAGCAGAGUGUAGUGAAGCUGAUGAGGGGACUGCUGCAUUGCAUGAUCAGACAGGUGGAUAAAGUAGAAUCCUUCAAGUAUAGUCAGAGCACUAAGGAUAGCCUCCAUGCCAAGUACAACACCAAAACCUGUGCCACCGUAGUGGGUGAUGACCAGUGGGGACACCUGCAGUUGGAUGCUACCUCUGUGUACCUGCUCUUUUUAGCACAAAUGACUGCCUCAGGGCUUCAUAUCAUUCACAGCCUAGAUGAAGUCAAUUUCAUACAGAACCUUGUAUUUUACGUUGAAGCUGCAUAUAAAACUGCUGACUUUGGGAUAUGGGAACGUGGAGACAAGACCAACCAAGGGAUCUCAGAACUGAAUGCCAGUUCAGUUGGAAUGGCGAAGGCAGCUCUGGAAGCAUUAGAUGAACUGGACCUGUUUGGUGUGAAAGGUGGGCCUCAAUCAGUUAUCCAUGUCCUGGCUGAUGAAGUACAACAUUGCCAGUCUAUCCUUAAUUCGCUACUGCCCCGGGCUUCAACAUCCAAAGAGGUUGAUGCUAGUCUACUUUCAGUGAUUUCCUUCCCGGCCUUUGCAGUAGAGGAUAGCCAGUUGGUGGAGCUCACAAAACAAGAAAUCAUCACAAAGCUUCAGGGCCGUUAUGGUUGCUGUCGCUUUCUACGAGAUGGAUAUAAAACUCCUAAAGAGGAUCCCAAUCGUCUCUAUUAUGAACCAGCUGAGCUGAAGCUAUUUGAAAACAUUGAGUGUGAAUGGCCAUUGUUCUGGACAUACUUUAUCCUUGAUGGGAUCUUCAGUGGCAAUGCAGAACAGGUUCUAGAAUAUAGAGAGGCUCUUGAAGCAGUCCUCAUCAAAGGCAAAAAUGGAAUCCCACUUCUGCCAGAGCUGUACAGUGUUCCUCCUGACAGGGUUGAUGAAGAAUAUCAGAAUCCUCACACUGUGGAUCGAGUCCCCAUGGGGAAGUUGCCUCACAUGUGGGGUCAGUCUCUGUACAUUUUAGGAAAUUUGAUGGCAGAGGGAUUUUUAGCUCCUGGAGAAAUUGACCCUCUGAAUCGUAGGUUUUCUACUGUACCAAAGCCAGAUGUUGUGGUUCAAGUCUCCAUUCUAGCUGAAACAGAAGAAAUCAAGGCCAUUUUAAAGGAUAAGGGAAUUGAUGCGGAGACCAUUGCUGAGGUGUACCCCAUCAGAGUACAACCAGCUCGUAUUCUCAGCCACAUUUAUUCCAGCCUAGGAUGCAACAGUAGAAUGAAACUCAGUGGACGACCCUACAGACACAUGGGAGUGCUUGGAACAUCAAAACUCUACGACAUUCGGAAAACUAUCUUUACUUUCACUCCACAGUUUAUAGACCAGCAACAGUUCUACCUGGCUCUGGACAACAAGAUGAUAGUGGAAAUGCUUAGAACAGACCUUUCCUAUCUCUGUAGCCGCUGGAGGAUGACAGGCCAGCCCACCAUCACCUUCCCCAUCUCACACACCAUGCUUGAUGAAGAUGGAACAAGCUUGAACUCAAGCAUCCUGGCAGCACUUCAAAAAAUGCAGGAUGGCUAUUUUGGUGGGGCAAGGAUUCAAACAGGCAAAUUGUCAGAGUUUUUAACAACAUCUUGCUGCACACACUUGAGCUUCAUGGACCCUGGACCUGAGGGUAAGCUGUACAGUGAAGAUUAUGAUGACAACUAUGACGAGCUGGAAUCAGGCGACUGGAUGAAUGGCUAUGAUUCAACCAGUAAUGAUGUUCACAUGUAUCUUCCUACGAAGUUAUUUCAGCCUUCCUGGCCUUCAUUCAACUUACUUGACUCAACUCAUCCCUCACAGGAGGACCAGGUUCCCUCCGUUCGUGUGGAAAUACAUCUUCCUAGAGACCAGUCAGGGGAGGUGGACUUCAAAGCGCUAGUUUUACAGUUGAAGGAGACCUCAAGUUUACAAGAACAAGCUGAUAUCCUCUACAUGCUGUAUACUAUGAAAGGACCUGACUGGGACACUGAAAUGUAUGAUGAAGGGAGUGCUACAGUCAGAGAGCUUCUUAUUGAACUGUAUGUCAGAGUUGGGGAAAUUCGUCACUGGGGCCUGAUCCGAUACAUCUCUGGGAUCUUAAGGAAGAAAGUGGAAGCACUUGAUGAGGCCUGCACAGACCUUCUCUCCCACCAGAAACACUUAACAGUGGGACUCCCUCCAGAACCUCGAGAAAAGACCAUCUCUGCACCUCUGCCCUAUGAGGCGCUUACUCAGCUAAUAGAUGAAGCCAGUGAAGGGGACAUGAGCAUUUCGAUCCUUACACAGGAAAUAAUGGUAUAUCUAGCCAUGUAUAUGCGAACUCAGCCUGGCCUGUUUGCUGAAAUGUUUCGACUUCGAAUUGGUCUGAUCAUACAAGUUAUGGCAACAGAACUGGCCCACUCCCUUCGAUGCUCAGCUGAGGAAGCCACAGAAGGCCUGAUGAAUCUCAGCCCUUCAGCCAUGAAGAACCUCCUGCAUCACAUUCUCAGUGGCAAGGAGUUUGGAGUGGAACGAAGUGUUCGUCCCACUGAUUCAAAUGUCAGUCCUGCUAUUUCUAUCCACGAGAUUGGUGCUGUUGGAGCAACCAAAACGGAACGUACUGGGAUCAUGCAGUUAAAAAGUGAGAUAAAGCAGGUGGAAUUUCAUAGACUGUCUAUCUCAGCAGAGAGUCAGUCCAAUGGUGGUCAUCCCCUGGGUAUAGAUUUGAUGUCACCAUCUAUUCUGUCACCUGGAACCUCUGAGACUCCAACUAGUGGGUCCUUUCCCAGUGCAUAUGGUCAACAGACAUCUAAAGAUAGUCGUCAAGGUCAAUGGCAACGCCGAAGAAGGCUGGAUGGAGCACUGAAUAGAGUCCCAAUUGGAUUUUAUCAAAAAGUAUGGAAGGUUUUGCAGAAGUGUCAUGGACUUUCUGUGGAAGGUUUUGUUCUUCCUUCUUCAACUACCAAGGAGAUGACUCCAGGCGAGAUUAAAUUCUCUGUUCAUGUGGAGUCUGUCCUGAAUCGUGUACCUCAGCCAGAGUACCGCCAGCUUCUGGUUGAAGCUAUCCUUGUCCUCACCAUGCUGGCAGACAUUGAAAUUCAUAGCAUUGGAAGCAUCAUUGCUGUGGAAAAAAUAGUGCAUAUUGCCAAUGACUUGUUCCUUCAAGAACAGAAAACCCUCGGCGCAGAUGACAUCAUGUUGGCAAAGGAUCCUGCAUCUGGCAUCUGUACUCUUCUGUAUGACAGUGCACCUAGUGGCAGGUUUGGCACCAUGACCUACCUCUCCAAGGCAGCUGCCACCUACGUGCAGGAGUUCCUGCCACACAGCAUCUGUGCCAUGCAGUGAGGGCUUUGGGUCCGGGCUGCUAGGAGUCUUUUGACAGCUGGUCCCUGCCUCAGUUAAUUGUGCAUGGAACUGAAAUGUUAUUGCCUGAUCACUCCUAUCCUGCCCCCUUCUAUCCCAUCCCUACCAAGAAGAGAGAACUUUUCAGAUAAACUAACUGCUUUUGCAUAUGGUCAACCAGGCCUUUCAUUAUUGGCUUUAAUUCUUUCAUGGUUCAUAAAAGUUUGCAUGUGGUUUUUUUUUCCUCCGGAUCUGUUACCAACUUCGUUUUCUAACUCCUGUUUGGGGAGCAGGUCUUAAUAACAACUUAUUCCUAAAGUCUGUGUUUUCUUGUGUGUGGUUUUAUUGUGUGUAUGAGUGGUAGAUCCUUUGGGGCAUUAUUUCAAGUGAGUAAACCCUAAAUUGUUGGAUUUUAUGCUGCCAUAAAUUGGAAAUAUUCAUUUUAAGUGCCUUUUCUUGGGAAAAGAGAGUACCAGAUGAUAGUUUCCUUCUUUACUCACAGCUUACCUCACACUAAGUGAUGAAAUAGUUUCUGUGUAGAAUUAUUGUCUCUAUUGUUGCCCUCUCUGUAUCUGCACAUACAAUGCCUACUCUCACUCUGAUGAAAUAUCGAAAAAUGCAAAUGCAGCAUGUAUAUUUAAGGAUUUCUGUAUUAACAUUUGAAAUCACAUUUUAUGAAGAUUGCUGAUACUCAGAGAUACAUUUGCAGUGGAAAAAUGCAGAAUAAGCCAGAGAAAUGGAGCCAGGGGCCCAAUUCCAGAGAGGAGGAGAAAGAAAAGAUGCCUGGGCAGUGUCUUAUACAUAGGGAGUAGAGAGGGAUUCAGAGGGGGGUUAGUUCCCUGAAGACUGCCUUGUGCACCUUAUCCUUGCAUCUGAAGAAUGAGCUGACACACAACACAGAGAAGAAUUGAAGCCGCUGUCUUUGGCAAAGAGAAAAUCAGCAGUCCAGUCUACAGCUGCUCUGCCGAGCACCUCUUUGCUUAUGCUCUUGGUCUCUGUCUCACUCACCUACUCACGUCCUACCACAUCCAGCCACACCCCCUAUCUCUCUGCCCUCCUCCGUCUAUUCUUAAAUUCGUUCCCUUAUAUUUUCACUUCCUAAGUCUAGUGUUCAUACCCCUGUGUAUCUUGGUAUCUGUGGGCAUAUAUCUGUUUCUUGUAAAUGUGUGUGUGUGUGUGUGUGUGUGUGUGUGUGUGUGUGUGUGUGUGUGUGUGUGUGUGUGUGUGUGUGUGUGUGAGUACAUAUGGGAAUUUUUCUGAAUGUAAGUACUUUUGAUAUAUAUGUCUGUACACCUAUUUGUAUCUACAUUUGACGGACUGAGUAUGUAAAUAUGAGUGUUGCAUGUGAGAGAAGGAGUGUGAUCUCAAGAUGACACACAAAGGGUAAUGGGAGAAUACCUUCAGUCCUCUCCCCUGGUCCCACGAAUAGGUAGCCUUCCUUGACAAAUGUGUCUCCUAACUUUCCUUCUUCCAAUUUGUGGGUAGAGACUCUGCUCAUUUCCCUGUUUGUACUCAGAUAAUUUCUUACUUUAAUCCUCUCUUUUCCCUCAAGUUUUUAAGGUUUUUCCCCCAAGAACGGGAAUAAGGAAGUUGGGGAUGGGAGAGUCUCUAAAUAAUUCUUACAGAAUGAGUGACAGUCUUAUGAGGACACUAAAUAAGUGAGCACAGUAGGGUGAUAGAAAACAGAUGGUGGAAACAAAGAGAGGAUGGCCAACCUUUUCAGUACCUCCCUCAGAACAAAUGGAGACAUACAGUAAGUAGCUUUCUGUGUACAUGAUUUUCUGGCACUUUUAAAGAAAAUCUACAAGCUGUUCUAAAACUGUUUGUCUUUUUACUGGCUGUAAGUGUACCCCAUUCACAGAGAGUACAUCUGGUGUACCAGAAGUGAAAGCCACCAGUCCUGCCCACACUCAUUAGCCUGAACUGACACUGAUGACUGCAUUUCUCUGGGUUUGCUAAAAUGUCUGUCACUAUGAUCCCCAUACAGUUGUAUUUAAAUUGUAAAUCAACUUUUUAGAAAACUCUACUUGUAUUUUGUUCAUUUUAAGUGUGAGACUAAAAAGAUAUGUUAGAUUUUUUUAAAGCACUUAUGUUUUGAAAAUAGAAUAAAGAAUAAGAAUUUCCAAUUAAA